AUGGAUAUUCAAUAUGUUUAUACUAAAAAACGAAAUCAAUUUGGACGACCAACAAAUUUUAGUGAUCGACCUGCUGAGAUUAUUGCAGAAAUUGUACCAAAUUUUAAUUUAUUACAAGAAUUUAUCUAUCGAAAUCCAAUUGAUAUAGGUAUACAAAAUUCUAUUCCAUUAUCUGAACAUGAAAUUAAUACAAUACAUUAUAAUACAGAAUCUAAAGGUAUAAAUCAUACUGAAGGUGGUUGGCCAAAAGAUGUUAAUAUUCAAGAACAAGAACAAAUAAAUCGUUAUCGAAAAAAAAUUGAAAAAGAUGAAUUUUAUCUUAAUUCACUCUAUCAUCUUAUUCAAGAUCUUGAAAUAAGUAUUCAACAGAAUAAUGCAAUAAAUAUUCAUCAAACUUAUUUUCCAAAUAAAAUCGAUGAUUAUGAUGAAUUAUUCAAUGUUAAAACAAUUAAUUCAUAUAAUUAUUAUCAAAAUAUUAAUCAUAUGGCUAAUCAUAUAUCUUGGCAACCUGAUGGUCAACAAAAAAUGGCUGUUUCUUAUUGUAAUCUAGAUUUUAAUCCAAAUAGAAUACAGACAAUUGAUUCACUUGUUUGGGAUAUUGAAAAUCCAAAUAAACCUGAUUUUAUUCUUAAACCAAAUUCUUCAUUAACAACCGUUGAAUUUAAUCCAAAAGAUACAAAUCAAAUAUUAGCUGGUUGUCACAAUGGUCAAAUUUGUAUAUUUGAUUUACGUAAAGGAAAUCAUGCAGUUGAACAAUCAUUAAUUGAAUUUAGUCAUCGUGAAUCAGUUCGAAAUGCUUUAUGGUUGCAAUCAAAAACUGGUACUGAAUUUUUUUCAGCUUCUUCAGAUGGAAAAAUCUAUUGGUGGGAUACAAAAAAAAUGAAUGAACCAGUAGAUCAAUUAAUUCUUGAUUUGGAUAAAAAAGAACGAUCACAAUAUGCAUCAGCUAUUACUAAACUUGAAUAUGAUUCAAGUAUUCCAACAAAAUUUAUGGUAGGAACAGAAACAGGUCGUAUUGUUUUAUGUACACGUAAAGCGAAAAGUGAUUCAGAACGAAUCAAUAUUAUUUAUCCUGGUCAUUCUGGACCGAUUUAUUCUAUUCAACGACAUCCUUUUUUUAAUAAAACAUUUUUAUCUGUUGGCGAUUGGACUUUACGUAUCUGGUCAGAAGAAAUACGAGAUGAUUAUAUUAUUUGUACAAAGCCAGAUAAAUAUUAUUUAACUGAUGCACAAUGGUCUCCCGGAAGGCCGGGUGUUUUUAUUUCAUCAACAACUGAAGGAUCGAUUCACAUCUGGGAUUUAUUAUUCAAACAAGAUGAACCGACAUUAACUGUUAAAUUAAGUGAAGAAGCAAUUACCUGUUUAAGUUUUCAAGAUCAAGGUCGUUAUAUAGCAUGUGGUACAAAAGAUGGUAAUGUUACAUUAAUUGAAUUAUCUGAUAGUCUUUGUAUUCUUGAACGAAAUGAAAAACAACUUGUUGCUUCAAUGUUCGAUCGAGAAACACGACGAACUCAUUUACUUGAAACACGAUUGCGUUUAAAACAUGAUAAACAAAUUCGAACUAUAAUCAAUCGUUCAGAAGAAGAAUUAAAAGAAGAAAUUGAAAAAUCAACUGAACAAUUUUGGUCAAUAAUAACGAAAGAAAAAAUUCAACUUGAAAAUAAAUAA
Adineta steineri is the source of this 1668-nucleotide messenger RNA. The record is from the annotation of a GenBank genome assembly. Lineage: Eukaryota; Metazoa; Rotifera; Eurotatoria; Adinetida; Adinetidae.